AUGGAGCGUCUACCUGUGUGAACGCAAGGGAUCGGCGAUUGCAGACUGGGAAGUUUCGCUUGAAUUUCGCUUUGAGAGGAAGACCCUAAAACAGCUCUGUAGUGGUAGCAGAAGACAACGUAAAGAUAAACGAAAGAUAAAAGGUUGCCUACAAAUGGCUUUGUGUUUCGACAGCGCCACGGAAAAGUUCUAAACUUGAGACAAAUUUAAAGUUAUUCCAUGCGUCCUGUCUAUUUUGCUAGUUCCCUGUUCGGGUCAAGACGCUUGGGGCUGAAGGUGUCGGCUAGCGUGUGUGGCGAAGAGAAACAAGUUGUUCGAACUGCCUCUACUAGCAGGUGAAUCGAAUCAGUGUACAUGAUGGAGUAGAGUAAGGAUUUAAUCUAGGAUCAGAUCACAAAGGCAAGCAUUCGGCAACAACAUAAUACAGACGGCACGAGUUGCUUCUCGAAUCGCAGCAGACCUAGAGGUGUUGAGUACCGGCAGUACUUACUGGGGAACUAAGCAGUUAUCGUUGAAAAGUUUAAAUAACCUCAUCGAUUUCGAAAAAAAGCCAGGAUAACAUAGUGAGGUCUCCUCACGUACAGCUGUAGUAAGUAGUGUGACUCAGUUAUACGUCCAAUACUGAACAAACAGUAAAAGGAAAACAGCAACACCGGAUUGGAAGUCGCAGUCAGUGUGAAGCCAGGUCGUUUCUAUAUUCUAACUUGCCUACAAAAUAAGCUAUCUACCUAUUUGUCCUUCGAUUUCCUUCCUUCUCUUCAACCCAUUUGUCUCUCAUUCCUUUAACGUCGAGACAACCUACCGAAUCUGUUUAUAGGGGACGUCGCUGUUUCCAGCUCGCUUUCACCAUUGUGCCAAAUGAGCUGCUGCCGCUUGGACGACGCAUCAUAAGCAAAGCUAUGAAUAACAGAAAAAAAAUUAAACAGGAACCUAAAGGCAAAGAAAACAGUUCGCUAGGCUAAUUCAUUGAUAGUCAAAGAGGAAAAAAAGCACGAAGAAAGUGACGCGUAUCACUAUUGUUAAUGCAUGCUUCGUCACAAACCACUUUUACUGCUCGCUGCGAUUUCACCUAAGUAGUGGCAGAACCAGCAAAAGUACGGCAGUGCUGAGAACUUUCGUGACUCAUUUAGCACGAAGAAGGGGCUAACUGAUCCGAAAUAACCAUCAAUUAUAGAAGGACACAGAGACAACAACAACAACAGCCGAUGGUGCAACUAUUAUCAUUAUCACAACAGCAAACUUGCAAAACUUAAUCGUCGGCGUAAGCUUGGUGCAACUUUUAUCGCGCAUCUACGAGACAUCACUCGACUACUGUCGAUCAAUCAAUCGUCAAUCAAAGUCAAGCUCUGUUGACCGUAUCGUUCGUAUCGGCGUACCACAAUCACAUACGUGACAAUCCUCUAUCCCAUGGAAUUGCCGUCUUUACUCGCACUGCCAGAGUUAGCAUUGUCAGCAACAGUCGCAUCAGAAAUAACAAGAGCUACGCUACAAACAGCGAGAGCCACGCAUUGAUGUUUAGUCUAUCAUAUACACAUUUACAUAUCUAGCAAGCGCAAACUUUAUUGAAUCCUAGAGUUAAACUAGAACAAACGACGGGAUGACGGUAGUACUAGUAAAAAUAAUUUUACGCAAGAGGAAACCUGCAACUAACUAAAAAAGCGCCUAAAAAUAGGCGAAGAAGCACCCAGUAAGAAGCAAACUAGCCUAUCCGAGAUCAGCAAAGGAGAUAGCCAUUGUUGCGUUAGUACAAAAUGACUAGUCAUCUUAUCUCGAACGAAGUGGCCUGACGCAUGCCCUACAAACAAUAGCCCGACGAUUUCGAACGAAAAAAACUUUCAAAAAAUACCAAAAAAUCAACAGUGACAACAAACGGCACCUUUAUGAUACGCUGACGAAUCAAGCACUUUGAAUAAGCGUAUCCGAUAUAUUAGACGUUCGAUUGGUUUUGUCGCAGUGUGAGCACUAUCGCUAAACAGAAUAAAUUCGUCACCGUAAAAAUGAGCUACGGGAAAGACAAAAGUCGAAAACGAUCUACAUCAAACUGGAUGUAACAGUAACAGAAACAGGAAAUAGUAAUAGCCUGUGGAGCUAAUAACAGGAGAAAAAUAAAACCCUGUUUUGUUGUCACCUGUUCUAUUAUAUUGGCUCAUUUUAUCUGAGAUUUAACUCGUUUCGGGAUUUAUUCAGACUUGCUCAUUUGGUUGGUUAAUUUGGACUUGAUUUUUAAAAGUGCAGCAGCAGAAAUAGCGGUAACAAUACGACUGAACUUAUCUGUCAGCAAAAUUGGCCCACGUACCUUUUGUGAGGAUCUCCAAGUUGAUUGAUGGAUGCUACGUUGCCUAUUUUCUUCAUUGGCUUUGUAUCGGCUAUUGAUUGAUGAAAAUUGUAUAUAUGAAUAGUAAUAAUAAAGCUAAUAACAAAAAGUGACGCCGUGAUUUAUGUGGUCGAGUGCGUUAAACACGAUGUAUCCUAAAUUAUAGUGAGCUAUUAUAAUCGUGUUAGUGUGAGACAAACGACGUUCGUUUGAAGACGCUGAUUCUUUUUGUGUUCUUGUAAAUCCACCGACGUACGGAGCAGUUCGCCUAUAGACGACAAAAAUGAAGCUGAUUCUGACGAUUGGCUUCAUUUGUACAGUGAUACCAAUCAGCAUCUCGCUCAGAUCCAAUGACUUUGAGGCAGAUUAUCAAGGCGACGCUCCGAUUUCCCACCAGCAGGAACAAAGUCCGAAUUAUGCUAAAACGCACAGACUCGCUUUUCUCGAUAAAGUGCUCGAGGGCUACGAUAAACGCGCAUGGCCCACAUAUGGCGAGAAUCGCCCCACUGAAGUAAAAGUAAACAUUCACGUCAACAGCAUUGGACCCAUCGUUGCCGCUAAUAUGGAGUAUGGAAUGGACAUCUAUCUCCGUCAGUCAUGGAAUGACAAGCGCCUCAACCUGAGUCGCUUCGGAAUAAACACCACCGUUGCACUUAACGGAGAGGACCUCAUGGAGAAAAUCUGGAAACCUGAUCUUUUCUUUAGAAAUGUGAAGAGAGCGGCGUUUCACAGAGUUACGGUGCCGAACAUGCUAGUGCGUAUUGCCCCCGACGGGCAGGUACUCUAUUCGAUGCGCCUCACCCUUAGUCUCGCUUGCGUUAUGGUCUUUCGCUAUUAUCCGCUCGACACGCAAAAAUGCAACGUCAUCCUCGGAGCCUAUGCCCAAACGAUCGACCAGACCCGUAUUUCGUGGCAGGAACAUAAACCUAUCGUUAUUGAAAGCCCUAUCGAAUUGCCCGAAUUCGACUUGACCGGACAUACGCAUGGCAGCUUCACCCGAUCCGUUGACACUGGCACUUUCAGCUUCCUAAAUGUGACAUUGACGCUUGCGCGUCAAAAUGGCUACCACCUGAUCCAGACGUACCUUCCAACUUUCCUGAUCGUCACAAUAUCGUGGGUGUCUUUCUGGUUGAAUAUCGAUGCUACUCCAGCCAGAGUUACUCUCGGAGUUACUACUCUUCUCACAAUGACAACAGUCGCAUCCGGGGUACGAACGCAGCUUCCUCCUGUCUCCUACGUCAAAGCUAUCGACGUGUGGAUUGGUGCAUGCUCGGUAAUGGUUUUCGGCGCAUUGCUGGAGUUCACUCUCGUCAACUAUCUCUCACGAAGCAAGAUGCGACCAGAAGAAUUUCGAAAAUCCAUGAAUCCAUUUGCUCGCAAGAAGACCCCGGAGGCGGCCUCACCUUCUGGGAAGGAUUCCGUCGCGCAAGAUGACCAGAUGGCAGGUGGAAACAUGCGGCCUCACGAGCUGCAACGCAACGUAAAGCGUGCGCAAAUGGUAGACCGUGCAUCACGGAUUAUGUUCCCUUUCUUAUUCCUUGUCUUCAACACCGUCUACUGGACUUUCUAUUUAUUCCGGGGAGACUCAUCUCAAUAGGACCGGCUUAAUACCAUACAGGGAGGCGGGCAGACACAAGCAAAUGGAUUCGGCUCUGCGGCCUGCGCCCUUGGAAUGGUCCUUGGUAUCCUACCCAGGAAGUAGCAUGUCUGAUCCGGCCUGAUAUGGCCAGACCAUAAGCUACCUCCUUCACCGACAUCAACAAAAUUUCAGGCAGCAUAAACGGCCAUCAGUCACUACAAGAACCAUUCGUUUUCAUCCCGUUCUCCAAAUCGCACGCCGAUCAUAAGUGCAACUUCAUUCUUUUGACAUUUUGGUCUGAUCUUAUCUAGAACGUCGGAAGAACAUAUAUAUAUAUAUAUAUUACACCGUCUUCAAUUCCUUUCUUUUAAGAAUGGAGAGGACUAAAACAGACCAAACUACUUCUUGCUACCAGCAUAAUAGCGGUGGCGACGAGGUGGAUGUUAAUAACGACACUCAAAAAAAUACGUCUUUAAGAUCCUUUUUAUGUUUUUUAAAUUUUUUUUAAUCCUAGAAAAAAAGAAGUACGUAUUUCUAACAUCAAUUUGGGCUACAAACGCGGCAUUGACAGCAAUCAUGGGAUAACAGAGAACCGGUGAAAGCUGAUAAUACUAUGCGUAUAUGAAUAUAUAUACAUCAUAAUACCAGCUACUUGAUUAUAUCACUUCCUUUGACCACACGGAACAUUGCGAAGUCAUUCAUUUACCUUCGUCAUUUUCUCCUCGUUAUAGCAAGAAGUAGUCACUGCCCAACUAUCCAUACUCGACUAGAACAACAAAAACAACAUGCCAUGGAAUGGGAUGCGAGGCAAUUUUACCUAAAUUCCUUACACGAGCGCAUGGUUUUAAUAUUAAUUGGUAAUAACAAUAAGGUAAGAAUAAGACCUGCUAAAUGAGAAGUUACUUGUAUCAAAACAAGAGACCUUUGUUACUGUUAUCAUCGUUAUAUAAUAAUUACCAUUACAAUUAAAGUUGAGAUCCUAGAUAUCGUUGUCAUACUGGUUACCCUCACCAGUCAGCACCUCAAUAGGUAACAAGGUACCGCCAAGGCGACCCGCGUUAUGGCUUGAUGUUCUGGGCAUCUUAUAUUGUACUUACCGGUGAACAACUAACGACAUUUACUAAAAAAAGAAACAACGGAAGAAUUAAGUUCUGUGAAGUAAAAACACAAAUAUAGUUUAGAGACAUUUAAUUUUAACAAGGACUCUUUCGAAGAGUGCACGUUAUAUUAUCUAUUCUUGAAGCAUGAAAUAACGAAAACACAGUGUGGUAUAGGUUAAAAUCAACCCGAUAUAUCCUUCCCUCAUUUGAUUGAUACCUUGAUGAACUUUAAAAGAUGGAUUAUCGAAAAAUAUUGAAGGCAAAUUUUUCUAUUGCUAUUGCAAAGAUGUUAUCUAGCCGCAGGUAUUUAUGGGUUAGUGCGCUGCUCUGCUUCCAAAACAGCACCCAUUCUGUGAUCGUCUUACCGGUUAUGAAUUACUACCAUAUUAACUUUGAGUGAAUGCUGCAUAAUGCUAACUUACUUUUCUAUUUUGGUCGAUGAUAAUUAGGAAAACCAACCAAAAUAGUCGUUCUAAUUAUUUCUUUCUUCUCAAUUCUAAUUAUUAGUCGUUAAGGCGGAAAUCCUUAAACAACGCCAAUAAAAACCAAAAGCGUUAGUUCUCACCACUUAAGCCUUUGAUAAGGCACAAGAACCGGAUUCGAAGAAAACAUUGAUAUACUCUAUUCACAUCGUUUCAAUUGUUACGCGUAGAAUUAGACAUUUCGAUUUUUCAGACAUUUUCAUGAUACAGACAAUAUACAGCUGAAACGACAAAACAUAUAUAUUUGUGUGUCUUUCGUUUAAUCUAAUUAACUCUGUAAUCGGAACAAAAUAUUCCGAAAUUUACGUCCGACCAAAAGAAAAAUUAACAGAAAUAGAUAAAAGCUGUUAAAAAGACAACACGUCACAUAACUGUUGUCAUCAAUGUUCUUCAGUUUCCCCGUUUAAUCUGUGUGCCGAUAUAUAACACUACGUUCUAAAUACUCAAGUUUAUACCCUAACAAUUCUGAAUAGAAACAACAUCUGUGCGAUAAGGAAUGGUUAAAUGAUUUGAGACUACAUACAAUAAUGCGAACAAAAAAUAUAAUAUGAUAAAAUUGGAGAAAACCGCUAAUGCAAUCAAAAAUGUAUGCACCAUUUCUAUUGGAUAAAUUGCAUUUUUGCAUGAUAUUAAACGCAUAUAGGAAAAUGCCGAGAACGGCGCCCACGUAUAUCGGUAUCGAUCAAAUGAACCUUUACCUACAAGUAUUCUAUGAUGGAUCACGAUAUAUUCAUCAUAAACAUGAAACUCAAAGGCAUUAUUUCAUAACGGUGCCUACAUAUCUGGUUUAUCACGUAUGGAAACGUGCUACAUAUUUAAUUUAAGAAGAUCAUACAAGUACAUUCAUUUUUUAGUUAGGGUCAAUAAAAUUCUCGUAUCUGACAACACUAGGAACAUAUGUUCAAGGAUGCUCCUGCGUUCCGGGGCGGGUGUUCCGUGCUUAAUAUGGAUUAGUGGCUACCACUGUUAAAGUCGAUUUAUCUUCAUUGGAUCAACCGUUAUUUAUAUCGUGGAGACAGCGCUGACCGAUUUCUUCAACUUCUUGGUUUCCUGAUAGUUUUUUUUUAUUGAUUUAACCGUUAUUAAAAUGUAUCGACACCACCUGAUCGCAAAUAUACAAACUAUGAGUUGAACGUUGUUUGUCGCUUUAUCGAGCCUAACAAUGGUAUACUAUUUUUUUCUAGUAAGAUUCUAAUUUUGAAUCUGCAAUACUUAGUAAUGCGUUAAUACUACAUUCAGUUGUCAAUAUUUCUUUAUUAUUAUUAUACCAAUAAUACUGGUGCUUAAAAAACAACGAAGAACUGAAGAUGUGCUGAACUGAGCAGUGAUUUUCUAGGAAAAACAAUUAAAACGGCUAAUAAUUUCUAUACGAUUGAACACUUUUUAUUGUUCUGUUAGUGAACCUGUUUCAUUGAUUUAUAUCCAAGAUAAACUCUACGAGUAGCGAGGUUUAAUAGUCUAGUACGUUCUCUAUUUAUUUCCUCUCAAGAAUGUCUGCGUGUUUUUCUAUCAGAUCAGGUUUUUUUUUAUCUUUGCUAUUGUUAUAAUGCUAAUAAAUUAUAAUUUUAUGCUGACCCAGCAAUUUUGGCAGUUGCCAAAGAUACUAAUGUCGAAUUUGCGAGUAAUCAAAGCUAAAGGUGCAUAUAUAUGUAAAAGUAUAAAUACAUAACUAAUAUAGUUGUGUGUACCAUAAGAAGACUAUUACGUUAGUCGGAAAACUACUGAAGCCGUAGUAAACAUGGCGCCUGGUGCAAAUAAAGUUCCAGUCAAUCGACAUAAUGCGAGUACAUCAGUAGUUUACACUACUGAAUAUUUCGAGUUGUACGUCCGAUACCGCCGUUAACUAACUCCCAGCACGAAAUAAAGUGUGUCUACGCACGGUUCGAACCUAGCGCGCGCUACUGGCGUACAUGACAUCGCGCCUUGAAGGGAUCUGACACCCCAAUUUCGCCCCAGCCAACGAAACCCGUUAUUGGGAGAUAAAAGGAACAAAAAUAGUUUCCAGCCAUAGCUGCUGCUGCUGCUGUAGGGUUUUCCUUAACGCCUACUCUUCAAAUUUUCGACUUCGCACUGAUCUGCUCACAGAAAUUGCGAAUUUAUAAUUCGCACCUAUGGCACUUGAACAGUAAACACCUAGGCUAAAAUCAACAAAAAAAAAACAUACAGAAAUCUGCUAAAUAUUCACUGGGAGCUUUUGCACACGGAAUAUUGUUUAACAUAAGAAUCAAAAUUCCGCGCUAUUAGCGACACGCUGCAAUACAAAAUCACUCGUGGAAAGUCAACGUAUGUGUAAUUGGCUUUUGGCUAGAAUAUGUCUGCUAUACAAUCAGCCAGCUGCUUUACGCCUUCUUGGAAAACUUUUCCACUUUAGUAAAACACAAAACUAUCUCGUUCCAGCCGCGUCACAGUCAUAAAAAAGUGGCAAGCGAAAGAACGCAAAAAUGUCGACGGUGGGAGUUGCGUAAUGCCGACUGCUAUUCCGUUAUUUACUAUGAGCCAGCGUAAAUUGAUUAAGAUUAAUUUUUAUCAAGCCGAUGUUUUUUUAGUCAGCCAGGACAAAGACAAAAUAAAUAAGAACGUCCGAGGUCGACUUUUCGAUAUAUGUGGAAUUCUGUUGUGACAAAGGCUAGGCACUCCGCAGCGGGAAAUACUUUUCGAAGACGUCUCGAAGCUCGCUAUUUCUCUCGGAGCUUCGGACGCCUUUCGGGCUUUGGAUAAUGCUAUUCCUGUAUUUUACCCCUGGCUCAAUAAAUAGUAACUUAACGUUGCUUACCAUAAAAUUCUAAUCUGAGACGCAUUUGGACUAUAGAAUCGGAGUUGAUUUUUACAUAAUAUUUGUGUCGUAGGACGGUACCUUGAAACAGACUUCCCAUGCAUACAAAUAUUAUAAUCCUAAAAGGAAUAAUUCCUCAUUAAGAUCCUCCCGAUAUUGAGACCUUAAGAAAAGGUUUUAAAACUAGCAUUCAAACCGGUUUCAUACAUCAUAUUGACGAAGACACUAUCGAGCACUGUCUCUGAUGAACAGAAAACCGGUUCGAAUGUUAUGUGGAACAGCUAACAUUGAGUAAGAGGUAAAAGUUAGCUUGGAAAUGAAAUAGACUGAUAAGAAAAUCUAUGUAUGUGAGGGUAAAAAUGAUUGCAAGAGUUCAUAAAAGCAGAAGGUUUGAACGACAACGACUAGGCUGUUCCUACCCUCAUUGUACUACCCCGAUUAUGACAACUGCUACUCUCUCAAAAUUUAUCAUCAGUGUUUCUACUUAAUGAUAUAAAUUACCACCAUUACUGGCAUUAGACUUCCUCCUAAUUGCUGAACAUGAAAAUAGCAACAAGCACGAUGAACGGGUGUUAUAUUGUAUGCAAAAGGCCGCAUGACAUGAUUUCAGAGUUCAGGAUACUAAAUACUCCGAAACACGCAUCCAGAAUCUGUGGUUUCAACAACAAUAGAAAAUAGCAUCAGUAACCGUGUAGCUGGAAUGAGUCGACUGUAUCCUUAUUAUUAAUACCAGUUAUAGUGCUACCAGUCGGUAUGACUAUUAUUAGCAGUGAGGUUGAAAUGCACUAUCGCGAUAAAUUUUCGAUAUUUUUUAUCAUCACUGUUACUAUUAAUUAUAUUUAAAUAAGCAAGGUAGCCUCAUAUUGUCAAAGGCAUGCUUCACUACAAUUUUAUUAUGUUUCUGAGCUGUGUAUAACAGACAUUUUAUCGAAAAAGAAAAAAAAGCAGAACUCUACUGCAGGAUCAGAAUAAGUGUAGCCCAUAUGCGAGCUUCGCCAAGAUUAGCCCAGGCAAACUUUCGUGCGUUAAAAUGACAUAAGCGAUAUGUUUAUACUUCGUUGUUAAAACGUGCAUUAUCGUCAAUGUCCAAACGAGAUUAACUAGUUGAUCAACAAAAAUAGAUAAAAAUCUGGUGGUGGGUGGAUGACCAACUGAUCUAUUUUAUACUUCGACUCUAGUGAAUUAAAAAAUUUUUUAAUAUAAACAAACAAAGUAUAUCCCAUUACAUACAUAUAAACGUAAAACAUAGAUUUUUGACAAAAAAAAGAUAUUUAAAACAAUGUUUAAAGAUAAAAAUUAUAUGAGCUGAUUCAAGCUGAGUCGGGAUUAUACGAUUCUAUCGGACAUUCAUGUUCAGCCUAUUUACAUUUAGAAAAACACGCAUACAUAUAUAUAUAUACAUACACAUAUAUAUAUAUAAAGGUGUAUUACGCGUAGACAACUUCCACCAAAGGGUCAAAAAGAAAACAAUACAAAAUCCAUUAUGAAAAAGACAAGCAAAAGAAACAGUGCAAUUCGAGCAUGGGGCAGAGUAAUGACGACAAUUAGAAAGCAACGUUUGCAAAGAAAUAGCAAGUAGUUGAUUAUGAAGACAUAAUAUACAACCAAAUAUAGAUAUUCAAUUGUAUAUGGGUGUAGGUAAAUCGAGCCAUUAUUAAAACAGAGAAAUUAUAAUGAUAAUAAGCGAUUAUGUUACAAAGAAAAAUUAACGGGAGAAAGAUGAUAAUAAUGGUUAAAGUGGUGAAAAGGAGUUAAUAGUGAAGAGAACGCCCCUUAGAAAUUGUACUGCAAUUUGUUUUAUAAACUUCCUACAAUAGCGGAUUAUAAAGAGUCCGCCGACUCUUGGGAUGACAACAACAAUCCCAAACUAAGAGUUACCCCGUAAUUUAGACGCACACUACCAGCCUGCUACCGUUACAGUCACUUAUGUCAAGCUAGAACAAUGCUUUUUUCAGAAAAUGUCUGUUCACGUUGCCCUCCAUAUUCAGGCUAGCUAUUGUUAUCGCUAACAUACCAUUGGAGUAUUUCAUGGACCUACAACUAUAAAGCGUAUUUUUGAAAAGGGUUGUGUACUGACCUUCAGGAUGAGUGCGGCAGUAAUCUGUGAUUGUUGCGCAUAGAUAGUCUGACCUGAAGGCCUAAUGCCUCUUUCACGGUUCAUUGUCUCAUUACAGUCUUGUCAAAAUUUCGUACCCUCAAUAAAUUGAAGUAUUCUCGGAUAUGCUAAUGUUGCAACGACAAGGGCAUCCACAAACAGGCAGCGGGAGGCUUCUAACUAAAUGAUACUACUAAUAAUAAUCAUAAUGGCCAGAAAUUCUAGUAGAGUGUCAAUAGAAAAGCAACAGUGUGCAGCAACAAAUAGUGUCCUGCCAUCACCCGUAGCCGCUGUUACUAACUUCGAGCUGCUAAAAGCAAACGCGAUUUCAAUUGGCGAACCUUGACCUAGAAGCGACGUUCGAUUGAGUAGCCCGAACCUCCGCUUUGAUACGUUCGCCACCAUGAUGAAGUCAUUUCUACUACCGUAACAACCGUUCAACACAUAUAUCUAGCGCAUAGAAAACCCGUAGCAGAGUUAACUGUAUCAAUAAAAUAGAAGUGCAAGGACACCAUAAAGCUAAGAACUGACGACCGCAAACACGCCACCAACAACCAUUACAAACACAGAUACAUAAAUAUAAGACGAUGCAAAUAGGCAAAAAGUUUUGCUUGUCUCAAUGAAGAUAUAUACAAAAACACAGACGUAUACACACCGCACACGGGAUAACAUCCAUGUGUACGAUUUCGUAAUUUUUAUUAAAGAACAACUCUGCUAACGGCAACAACAAAACGUAUAGUUGACCUAUAAAAACGUGAUUUGUCAGUGGUUCAACGCAGCUACAUUAGAUAAUGUUAAGCCAUAGAAUGGAGUCACAAGGGAAACCCAGAAAACUUUAGUCGAUGAAACACUAACCAGCUCCGCUGUACGCAGAAAAGCACAAAGCGUCAGCAACACGAAAAACUAACCACUAUCCAAAAACAGAUCCUUAUUUUCUGCAUUAUUAAGUUUUGAAUAAGUGAAAAAAAAAACAAAGAAUCCAGCCCAGUCCGAUGUAACUCCUCAAUACUGGAGUUUUGUAAAAACUAAUUAUCCUUUGUUUUUUCUUUAGCUCUGUGCCGAAUCUGGGUUACAUACAUUUUUAUAAUCGCUUCCUCUAACAGUUUAUGAUUUGUCAGCAAAUUAUUGAACUACUUCUUGAGGCAAUAUUGAUAAUGGCCAUACGAUGAAAUAAGAGCAAUAAUAACAAGUGAUGUGUGCACCGAUACACCCAUUGGCCCACUUAAGAACUAUGAUCAACAAUUACGUCUAGGGAAUUACGUUGGAGUGCUUGAGAAAUACAAGAAAAAAUAACACAUUUUUAUAGAGUCGAGUGGCGCACGGUACGAAUGUCAAACGACGAGCUGCUACGAUGAUAGAACCUUUGAAGCGUCAGAAUAUCUAGCAACAUAUAUAUAUAUAUAUAUAGAAACGAAGAAAAGC
Messenger RNA from Varroa destructor (honeybee mite), 11765 nucleotides. RefSeq names its product glycine receptor subunit alpha-3-like. Gene Ontology annotation, biological process: monoatomic ion transmembrane transport. Gene Ontology annotation, molecular function: GABA-A receptor activity; extracellular ligand-gated monoatomic ion channel activity. The record is from RefSeq and is a predicted model, not a curated record. NCBI's taxonomy places the organism in Eukaryota, Metazoa, Arthropoda, Arachnida, Mesostigmata, Varroidae. Gene Ontology annotation, cellular component: membrane.